This is a messenger RNA of Asparagus officinalis (garden asparagus), 1709 nucleotides long. RefSeq names its product probable serine incorporator. The record is from RefSeq and is a predicted model, not a curated record. The coding region runs from base 204 to 1424 and encodes 406 amino acids. The transcript is spliced from 13 exons. Lineage: Eukaryota; Viridiplantae; Streptophyta; Magnoliopsida; Asparagales; Asparagaceae. Gene Ontology annotation, cellular component: membrane.
GAAGCCCUCCAAGCAAGUCACUGAAAGCUAAGGAAGGAAAGUUUCUUAGUUUCCUAAUUUCACCACCAUUUUCAUCACCAUUUCUAUCUCUUCAAUCUCUCCUUAAUUUCUCUUCUCUCUUUCUCUGAGAUCGCGACGACGGCUGGUUUUUCAGAAACUUCUAUAAGGAUCUUCUUCUUUGCCCUUGAAGUAAUAACUGGUUAAUGACGAGGGAAGCUAUGGAGGAUCGUGGAAAUAAUAACAACAACCAUAGUCAUAGAGAGAGAUAUGAGCAUUUUAUGCAGGAUUCAUGUUGUACACAUUUCUGUAUCGGUCCAAGUCCUUUGAUGGCUCGAUACAUAUAUGGCUUAUUUUUUCUUGUUACGAGUUUAUUAGCAUGGACAAUUCGAGAUUAUGGCCAUGCUGCGCUUUCUGAGCUAAUGAGUAAGCUUCCCCUUCUUCUUGAUUACUACUGUAUAGCAUGUUCGGAUUUGUUUCGUAUCAGUUUGGGCUGUUUUUUAUUCUUCUUCAUAAUGUUCCUCUCAACUGCUGGCACGAAGAAAUUGGAGGAUCCUAGAAAUUCAUGGCACUCCGAAUGGUGGCCUGCCAAAGUCAUAAUGUGGCUGUUUUACUUGGGAAUCCCUUUCCUGGUUCCCUCGGGAUUUAUCGAAUUCUAUGGGCGGAUUGCACAUUUUGGUGCUGGGGUGUUUCUAGUGAUUCAGCUCAUUAGUGUGAUCAGUUUCAUAACAUGGUUGAAUGACUGUUGCAGAUCAGAGAAAAAUGCAGAAAGAUGCCGAAUCCAUGUAUCAGUCAUCUCAAUUGCAUCAUACGUUGCCUCAAUCAUCGGCAUUGUGUUGAUGUACAUUUGGUACGCGCCAAAGCCAACCUGCAAGCUUAACAUCCUCUUCAUCACACUCACUCUCGCUCUUCUCCAAGUCACUACCUUUGUCUCGGUUCAUCCAAAAGUAAAUGCGGGACUUCUUGCACCAGGAUUAAUGGGGACUUACAUUGUGUUCCUUUGUUGGUGUGCUAUCAGGAGUGAACCAAAUACAGAAAUCUGCAAUAGGAAAGCAGAAGCUGCAACAAAUGCAGAUUGGCUUACUAUUGUGAGCUUUGUCGUCGCUAUACUUGUUAUUGCAGCGGCAACAUUUUCGACAGGGAUAGACUCCAAAUGUCUUCAGUUCAAGAAGAGCGAAGCAGAGUCAGAAGACGAUGUACCUUAUGGUUAUGGCUUCUUCCAUUUUGUAUUUGCCAUGGGAGCUAUGUACUUUGGAAUGCUCUUCGUUGGAUGGAAUACACAUAAAACUAUGAAGAAAUGGACAAUUGAUGUGGGAUGGGCCAGUACCUGGGUAAGAGUUGGUAAUGAAUGGCUCGCGGCGCUUAUUUACAUUUGGAUGCUUGUAGCGCCGCUGGUUUGGAAGAGAAGAAGAGUAGAAGCCUCAUAAAUACAUGCAAGAUAAUUCUUUUUCGGUUGAUCACAGUAGGCUCCGCGAAGAUAGAAAACUUACAGUCUCUUCAAAGCUUUACAGAAUGAUGUUCGUUUCACAAACUGCUGACGGGUCGAACAUCAAUGAUGUCAAUUUAGGGACACUGCAGUGUCAAGAAGAAACUUCAACUACAAAUGAUAAGUAGAAGUUCCACGGACUCUUGUAAUUACUAUAAGUGCUUGUAAAUAUAGCUUCAGAUCUCUAUUAUUUGCAGAAAUUGUGACAAUGAAGGCUCUCAUUAGA